UACGACUCACACCACCACUCUUUCAAUUUCCAUUUUAACUUCAAAAUCAAUUUGAUUUUGGUUUUGAGUUUUUGAAUUCGUUUCUUUUCCAUUGGUGUCUAGAGAUGAUCGAUGGUGGUGGUCGAGUGAGGAAUACAUGGAGCCCCAAAGAAGACGCUAACCUUAUCAAGCUAGUGGAACAGCAUGGCCCAAAGAACUGGUCCAUUAUAAGCGCCGGAAUCCCUGGAAGAUCAAGCAAGUCUUGCCGCCUACGGUGGCACAACCAAGUCAGCCCUGCCGUGCAGCACCAUCCCUUUCAGCCUGCUGAGGAUGCUGUUAUCAUCAAAGCACACGCUAUUCAUGGGAAUAAAUGGGCCACCAUCGCUAGGCUAUUGCCCGGACGUACUGAUAAUGCUAUAAAAAAUCGUUGGAACUCUGCCUUAUGCCGGAGACGAGAAACAGAGAGGUCAUCGGGAUCGUCCAAGUCAAAACCGAGCCGGGAUGCGUCCCAGUCAAAUUCAGGGAACAAGAAGCAGUGCUUGGAAAGGGUUUCGCUUGAGCAUGAGAGUGCAGGACUGGUGGUGCCCAAUAUGCAGUUGACGCUGUCUCCACCGAGUGACGGCUUCGCAUCGGAACACAUGGAGGAAAAAGGGGAGGAUAAGGAGAAAGAAACAGCAAUAAUACCGGUGGUUAAGAGAGAGGACUGGUACGUAGGUGCUGAGAAAAGAAUGGUGGAGAUGGACGAGAGUUGCAUGUUGACAAUCAUGCGACGAUUGAUCAAAGAGGAGGUUAAGAGUUACAUUGAAUCAUUAAUAGCUGAUGCAAACACUUAACCAUAAUAGUUUUCCCUUCUCAUUUGAGUUUUCAUUUUUC
This is a messenger RNA of Hibiscus syriacus, 852 nucleotides long. Its product is annotated as transcription factor MYB73-like. Bases 105 to 812 code for a protein of 235 amino acids. Gene Ontology annotation, biological process: regulation of DNA-templated transcription. Gene Ontology annotation, molecular function: RNA polymerase II cis-regulatory region sequence-specific DNA binding; DNA-binding transcription factor activity, RNA polymerase II-specific. The record is from RefSeq and is a predicted model, not a curated record. Lineage: Eukaryota; Viridiplantae; Streptophyta; Magnoliopsida; Malvales; Malvaceae. Gene Ontology annotation, cellular component: nucleus. The transcript has a single exon.